Messenger RNA from Salvia splendens (bonfire salvia), 2261 nucleotides. RefSeq names its product venom phosphodiesterase. The record is from RefSeq and is a predicted model, not a curated record. The transcript has a single exon. Bases 263 to 1705 code for a protein of 480 amino acids. Gene Ontology annotation, cellular component: vacuole. NCBI's taxonomy places the organism in Eukaryota, Viridiplantae, Streptophyta, Magnoliopsida, Lamiales, Lamiaceae.
UCCAACCUUCCUUGAUUCGGAAGACAAACUGCCACCCCACCUUCUUUGACACCUUCAUCUCAACCACCUUCCAUUCUCACGCCACCACAACUCAUAUCUCUCAUUCUUCUAUAACUCAUCACUCAACUGAUUCACCACUCUCCCCUCCCUCCCCAAAUACUCUUCAAAUCUCAAAAUUUGAUCCAAAGCUACCAACUUCAUCUGAUUAAAAUCACCCCCAACAAUCUCCACAAGGGUUCCAUUUCCAUAAAAUCAAUUGGAAAUGGUAUCUGAAUCCGUACCGAUCCUCACUCCGAAAGCCAACGAAUCAGCUGCAAAGGAAGAAGACGAACUUCCCGACGCGGCUCUUCUACCACUCUCCACCUCAGACUCUUGCCCCUCAAAUCCAAACCCUAAACCGGCCUCCAUUACCCUAAUCAUCAUCUCCCUCUUCCUCUCCACCUGCAUUGCUAUCGCCGCCGCCGCCGCCUUCGCAUUCCUCUUCUUCCACUCCGCCUCUAAUCCGCCGCGGGAGGUGGCCAGGCCGCUCGCAAAGCUCAAGAGCCCAGUCGUUUUACUAAUUUCAAUGGAUGGAUUCAGAUUCGGAUACCAAUUCAAGACCGAUACGCCCCACAUCCGUCGAUUGAUCGAGAACGGAACUGAAGCUGACCUAGGUUUGGUUCCUGUGUUCCCAACCCUCACUUUCCCCAACCAUUACUCAAUUGUCACAGGAUUGUACCCUGCUUAUCACGGAAUCGUCAACAAUUUCUUCACCGAUCCCGCCACCGGCGACUUCUUCACGAUGUCCAGCCACGAGCCAAAGUGGUGGCUUGGUGAGCCUCUGUGGGAGACUUUGGCAAAUCGCGGCUUGAAAGCAUCAACCUAUUUUUGGCCUGGCUCGGAGGUAGUCAAAGGCUCAUGGAACUGUUCUAAUGAAUACUGCAUGAUUUAUAAUAGCUCUGUGCCAUAUGAAGAUAGAGUUGAUACUGUUUUAAGAUACUUUGAUUUGAACAGUAGUGAAAUUCCUUCGUUUAUGACAUUGUAUUUCGAGGAUCCCGAUCAUCAGGGUCAUAAGGUCGGCUCCGAUGAUCCGAAGAUCACAGAGGCGAUUUCUAGGGUUGACAGCAUGAUUGGGAGGUUGAUUAGUGGUUUAGAACAGAGGGGUUUUUUUGAUGAUGUGAAUAUCAUUUUGGUUGGUGAUCAUGGGAUGGUUGGGACAUGUGAUAAGAAGCUGAUAUAUCUAGAUGAUCUUGGGAUACCCAAGGAUUGGAUUCAGUCGUAUAGCCCGUUGCUUGCCAUCCGUCCGCCAUCUGACCAUUCGCCUAAGGAAGUUGUGGCGAAGAUGAAUGAGGCUUUGAAGUCGGGGAGUGUUGGGAAUGGUGAGUAUUUGAGGGUUUAUCUCAAGGAGGAUCUGCCUAGGAGACUGCAUUAUGCAGAUAGUGAUCGUAUCCCUCCAGUUAUAGGGUUGGUUGAUGAAGGGUUUAAGGUGGAGCAGACGAGGUUGAAGAGGCAAGAAUGUGGAGGAUCGCAUGGAUAUGACAAUGCAAUCUUCUCCAUGAGGAGUGUUUUCAUUUCUCAUGGACCUCGUUUUGGUAGGGGGAGGAAGGUCCCCUCGUUUGAGAAUGUUCAGAUAUACAAUUUGGUUACAAGCAUUUUGAACAUUGACGGAGCUCCAAAUAAUGGAACAGUGUCAUUUCCCUCGAGUGUUCUUCUGCCUAUCCAUUGAGAUCAUUAGUCAUCUCUUGUGCUCAAUGAAGUAGAUUGGCUGUAUCCUGGUGCCAGAGUUGCAAAUCACACCAUGCGCAGUGAUGAAUAGUAUUCGUUAUGGGGAAUGGCUGCUGAUUCAAAUGAUAAAUGGAGUUUUUCCAAGAGAGAGAUACGGGUUGGGUAAGGUAGGUUAGUUUUUUUUGUUUGCAGAGCUGGACGCGUGAAGCUUAUGAAAGAUUUAGUUGUUCGAUCUAAGAUGCUCGACUCAUGCCAUAUUGUCACUUGAGCCACAGCAGUACUUUUAAAGUAAAGGGAAAGAUUUAUACUUGCUGAAGUGAAUGUAGCAAUCUGAAAUGACACGGAGCUCUACAGCAACUGACGAUGAUUGUGCUUUGCUUCCAAAGCAGUUUGGAUUACUGAAUCUUGAUAUGAUCAGUGAUUUUCUGAUUGAUUCCAUAGGUUUGAUACUAAUUCUUACAAGUGAUGAUGCCUUUUGCAGAUACAUUCAUCUACUUGAUCAAAAUUGAAUUGAAUGUUACGAUGUUUAUAAUGUUUGAAAACGGAGGAGUUUGUUA